Molecule: messenger RNA, 1221 nt
Organism: Paramecium tetraurelia
Lineage: Eukaryota; Ciliophora; Oligohymenophorea; Peniculida; Parameciidae
Exons: 4
Source: RefSeq, a predicted model, not a curated record
AUGCAAUAGAAUCCUUUAUAGUUAUUAUUGAGCUUAUUAGCAGCAAGAGAAGAAAUUAUAUUUAUGAUAAGAAUAAUUGGCCAUUAGAUGCAUGAGGAUUGCAGAAAUAAACUAGGAACAUUACGGGAAAUAUCAGAUGAAAUCAUGAGAGGGGAAUAAAAAAGGGAAAAUUUGGAACAUUAUUUGUUUUUAAACUUGACUGAGAGUAAUCGUAAACUAUUUCUUCCCAAGGUGAUUUAGAAAUAUAUCAAAAUAACUUAAUAUUAUUUAGUCAAAACUCAGAUAUACUUUCCAAAGUAAGGAUAAGUAAUUUGUUAGGAAGUAAUAAAUUAACCAAACUUAAGGAAUUCCAUCUCCCAAAUUCUUUAAGAAUCACUUGUAACCAUACUGAAGUUUAUUUGUAAUCUCUAAAAACAAAAGCUAAAGCACGAACUUGCUCAAAUGUUCAAUUAUGAAUUAGAGGACCGUUGUAAUAGAAAUGAAAAGUUUUAUUCUGAACCGCUUGUCCUAGGAGUAAUCGGAUUACGUUAUUUGAAUGAAUUACACAAAAAAUAUUGUUAUUCUGCAUGCAGACAUAGUAUUCGAAAUGUCUAUGAUGUUCUCCUUUUGGAUGAUAAUACUAAACAAUUAUAUCUAUAAGGAGGAGGAUUUUCAAGCCUUAUUAGUAGUAUCACAAAAUUAAAGGAUAAAUCAGUUGAUAACACAUAAUCCGUGUAUAUACCAGUGGAGAGUACUGUUGAAAUAAUUACUUAGAGAUAUGAAAAAUUAUUAAAAGAAAUUCUGGAUCAAAACUAUCAUGUUCAAAAAUCUGUAAAUAGAUAUUAUGAUUAAUACAAAAAAUAUAAAAUGAAGCCUUUGUUGAUAAAGGGUUAUGCUACUCCGAAAAAAUAGGAAACGGAUUUUAAGUCAUAACGAAUUUAAAAGAGGUCAAUCGAAUCUGGUCCCAUCUUAAGUGAUAUGGGAAGAUAUUCUGAACCAAUCAGUAGAAACCCUUUAACAUAAGACUAUUUAAAUUCAGUUAGAUCGAAACAAGCAAAGUGUAGAACAUAAAAAUAAAGCGACAUUAUUCUAAGUGGAUUUAUAUCACCUAAAUAAUAAACUAUUGUCAGAAAACAUAGAAGUUUAAAAAAUUAUGAUCCCUCAUUACUGAAGCCAACAAUCUUAUAAAAUUUUUAUGAUUCUAAUUUAAGGAUCACUCAUAGCAUUAAAAAGGCAGGAUGA